Labrus mixtus (cuckoo wrasse) is the source of this 2087-nucleotide messenger RNA. RefSeq lists its product as uncharacterized. The coding region runs from base 755 to 1675 and encodes 306 amino acids. The transcript has 6 exons. The record is from RefSeq and is a predicted model, not a curated record. NCBI's taxonomy places the organism in Eukaryota, Metazoa, Chordata, Actinopteri, Labriformes, Labridae.
ACUCGGACUUGGGGACUAGACUACAACACUGCUUUUUUGUAACUUGGAACUUAUAGGUACAUAAAGUGUUUAAUUCAUGUUGGCAUAUUAGAAAUAAAAGUCAUUAUUUAAAAAAAUAUAUUCUAAGCCAUUUAUGCGCAUGUGGCUGUUAAGAGUAACCAGCAUCUAAAUGUAUGACCUCAAAGGUUAAACAGCUACUUCAAUAAAUACUGUGUGACAUUAUUGCUAAACAAUAGUUACUACAUGCACAGUAUAAUUUAGUAUAUGUGUGAAAUAUCAAACAAAAGACCUUUGGUUGGUAUACCGACGACCAGAAGAAGAGCUGUGGCCGAUUAUAGACAUUGGUUUAUUGUUGCUGCCUACGUACCAGUUCCCACAUUUUGGGUUACAUGAUGUUGUAAAGACAUUUGAAAACAGAUCAAUGUACUGUAGCUUUGUUCUAAACUGUUCAGACACUGCUUCACAAUUGAAAAACUACGAUUACAACAAUUGGUCUCAAGUAAUCUCAUAUAUAAAAUGUUCUUUGUAUUUUGUUAACUGGCAAUUUGUGGGUAAGCACUUCUAAAAACACUUCCUUGAAUCAUAUGAGAUCACAAGAAGAAGACGAGAAGAGUUUUCACCAGCCCUCAGUCAAAAAAACGGUCAGUCUAAAAUAACCUCAGCGUGAGACAUCACACCUCUGUCAAGCGAGUAUAUCACGACAUAUGAUUGAAAUAUUUUUGAGCUGAGAUUGGUGAAAGAAAGCGGAAAGAAAAUGAAACACUUCUACGUGAUCAUCACAGCUCUGGCAGCAACAGCUCUGGCACAAGGCUCUAUUGAAUGUAAUUUCACUGAAGCUACUGGAACUCAGCAAUGUUAUGGAGCGGUGGGACAACUGUUGGUUUUUCACCUGCCAAACACUGCAGAUAGAGAUGUAAGGUUGACGAAAGACAAGAAAUAUAUGAUUUUAAAAUCAUACACAAAUCAGAUAGAGAGUCUACAUAAGGAAUACGUCAAUCACAGCAAUCAGACUGAACUUUUCACCAAGGGAAGACUUGAAUUGGGAAAAGCAACAAAGAAACACUCUGGAGACUACAUGUUGGAAGAAUAUAGUGUAAAUGGGAAUUUCAUAAGAAAAGUAAAUGUGCACGUAGAAAUUGAAGCUCCAGUGUCAAAGCCAGCUGUUUCUCAGAUGUGUUCGUCAGAACAGAUCAACAUCGGCUGCUCCUCUGAGGGAGAUGGAGUGGAGUUCCGUCUGACUUUAGAUGGAAACUUACUCAUGCAGACAAAAGACAACAGCCAGUUCCUGAACAGCAGUAGAGUUAACAUACAAUCUCUGACAGGGACUAGAACUACACAAGACGAACCCAGUCUUAAACAUGUUACCAUCAGCUUAAAGGGUCAGCUGGCUGGAAGCUUAAUGUGUAUUGUUUGGAACAAUGUGAGCAAAGAAGAAACAGUUGUUCAACUGAAAAUCUGCAAAGGUAUUUCCUUCCUUGUUGUGUCUGUGGCUGUUACAGCAAGCUUUUUGGCUGUCCUCCUGGGAUGUAUUUUAAUCAUUCUCCGUAAAAACCAAACACCCUCAGCUGUUAAUGAGGAUGUUACAGAGAACCCUGAAGAUGACGUUAUCUACACCGAUGUAAGAAUAAUACAAAACACAAGGACAACUGAACCCAACUCGCAGAUUUCUACAUAAUCUUCUCCUAAAGAAGGGAUCAAGCAUCAGUCCAAGAAUGUAACAAGUAAUCUUUUUCUUUUCUGGCUUGGGCUGGCAAGAGGAGAAUAAUUUUGGCCAAUUAAUUCAUGCCAUGAAACCUCAUCUACUUCUGUAAUCUAUGAUCGUAUCUGUAUGGACUAUUUUUCAAUUCAAUUAGAUUCAAAUACAUUUAUUAAUCCGUUAGGAACAGUGCACAUUUUACAGUUAAUACUUUUGAUUCUUUUUAAAAUUGUGCUUCUUUGAUUGAUUUUAGCAUUUAGUUUCCUUAUAUAACAUUUCUAUGAUUGUAUUAUUGUAAUUAUAUGGCAGCUUAAGCAAAUUUGUGAAACAUGUAUGAAAAUGUUGUCUGUUGUUUGUUUUUAAGUAAAAUACAGUAUAUUUCUUAAAUGGA